Messenger RNA from Aspergillus saccharolyticus JOP 1030-1, 300 nucleotides. RefSeq lists its product as uncharacterized. Lineage: Eukaryota; Fungi; Ascomycota; Eurotiomycetes; Eurotiales; Aspergillaceae. The record is from RefSeq and is a predicted model, not a curated record. The transcript has a single exon. The annotation marks the transcript as partial.
UUUAUAUAUCAGUCCAUUAGUAGUAAACAGGAUCUUGAGAUCUAUAAGCAACUUGCUGUUGAAGACCAUAUACACAAUGUUAUUAUAGAGUUAUACAAAAUACCCAGUGCUUGCGAGGAGUUUUACUCAGAUAGCAGAGUAUGGUUCGAUAAUCACGCUAAUGCUCUGGACGGAGAUGAUGAAAUCGAUGCUAGCCAGCCAUCAACCACCAAGCCGGAUCAAUCUUGCAUGAUCCAUCGAGUGAUGAGACCACGAGUACCUUGCUCACUACGGAGUAAGUCUGGGUGUCGACGGGAUUAA